CAAUAUUUAACAUUUAAACAAUAAAGAUCUCAUAUACAAAUUAAAAUAAAUAAAAAACAUUGCAUUAAAAAAAAAACAAGAAACUGUAAUAAAAAAUGACCUUUAAAGUGGUAUUAGCAUUAUGCCUACUUGGCUUGGUCGUAAACACCGUUAAGGCAAAAGAUUCCGAAAUUACCAAAUUCAUGAAACAUUUAGAAGUUAUACCUGAUGUUAUUGAGGAAGGACCAAAAGAUUUUCUUAAGAUUACUUAUGAUAAUGGCAUACAGGCCGAUAAGGGUGUUGAAUUAACUCCUACCCAAGUUAAAAAUCAACCAAAAAUUGAAUGGCAAGCAGAGGCAGGCACAUAUUACACUUUAAUAAUGACCGAUCCUGAUGCUCCUUCACGCAAAGAACCCACUAUUCGUGAAUGGCAUCACUGGUUAGUGGGUAAUAUACCCGGUGACAAUUUAAGUAAAGGAGAAGUUUUAUCCGAAUAUGUGGGUUCGGGACCACCAAAAGAUUCUGGUUUACAUCGUUAUACAUUUUUGUUGUUUAAACAACCUAAAAAAUUGGAAUUUGAUGAGAAACAUUUAACAAAAACCCAAGCAGCUGGACGAGAGAAAUUCUCUACUAAGAAUUUUAUUAAAAAAUACAAUUUGGGUGUACCGAUAGCUGGCAAUUUCUAUCAGGCCCAAUAUGAUGAUUAUGUUUUGGAAUUAUACAAACAAUUGGGUCUUUAAGUGAUUUGCUAUUUCUUAAGGAAAAAUCGUUUUCGUAAUUCCAUGUAUUUAUUAUAAGUCUUCACAAAUUAAACUAGUUUUUUUGUAAUUUUUUUUCUUUCAAUAUUUGACACCAUCUUUGCACCAAAAGUAACCAACAAACAACCGGUAGAUUAAAAAUUUAUUGUAAUGUUAAUAAAUCUUAUGAUUAAAAAAAACAACAACAACAAAUUAAUAAACAAAAAAUAAAUACCAACAACUUUAAGUUGUUCAUAAAACAAAACCGAAAUGAAAAAAAAUGUAUUAAAUAAAG
Messenger RNA from Lucilia cuprina (Australian sheep blowfly), 1011 nucleotides. Its product is annotated as protein D2-like. The record is from RefSeq and is a predicted model, not a curated record. The coding region runs from base 96 to 719 and encodes 207 amino acids. The transcript has 2 exons. Lineage: Eukaryota; Metazoa; Arthropoda; Insecta; Diptera; Calliphoridae.